Molecule: messenger RNA, 180 nt
Organism: Zychaea mexicana
Lineage: Eukaryota; Fungi; Mucoromycota; Mucoromycetes; Mucorales; Lichtheimiaceae
Exons: 1
Biological process (GO): sexual reproduction
Cellular component (GO): Tec1p-Ste12p-Dig1p complex; Ste12p-Dig1p-Dig2p complex; nucleus
Molecular function (GO): DNA-binding transcription factor activity
Source: RefSeq, a predicted model, not a curated record
CAGCAAAAGUCGCACGUAUGCCCUAUCAUGCAAUGUCAGCGACGAUUCAAGCGUCUCGAGCAUCUCAAACGCCAUAUGCGCAUACACACACUCGAACGCCCAUUUGCAUGCAACUACCCGGGCUGCCACAAGACGUUUUCGCGGUCGGAUAAUCUGUCUCAACAUAUGAAGACUCAUCAG